Molecule: messenger RNA, 842 nt
Organism: Hibiscus syriacus
Lineage: Eukaryota; Viridiplantae; Streptophyta; Magnoliopsida; Malvales; Malvaceae
Product: ras-related protein RABA6a-like
Exons: 2
Coding region: 181-831 (216 amino acids)
Cellular component (GO): endosome
Molecular function (GO): GTPase activity; GTP binding
Source: RefSeq, a predicted model, not a curated record
AUGUAAAGAAAUAGAACCAAAACGUAGCUGUUUAGGAGUCUUAUGUAUGACUAAACAUCCAUCCCAUGAUGGUCUCAAACAUCUCAGUUUCUUGAAUCUUCAACUUUCCUCUGUGUUCUUCUUUUUAAGCUUUUUCUCUGCUUUUGAUCUUUGGUUGAUUACUGGACACCAGCUUCGUGUAUGGCUGAUUCAUAUGAUGAAGAGUGUGAUUACCUGUUCAAGGCGGUACUGAUUGGGGAUUCCGCGGUCGGGAAAUCGAAUCUUCUCUCGAGGUUUGCUACCGAUGAAUUCCGAUUGGAUUCGAAGCCUACCAUCGGAGUUGAAUUCGCUUACCGGAACGUCAAAAUCGGCGAUAAAAUAAUCAAAGCUCAGAUAUGGGACACAGCCGGCCAGGAAAGGUUUAGAGCAAUUACAAGUUCAUACUAUCGGGGAGCGUUAGGUGCAGUGUUAGUGUACGACAUAACCCGAAGACCGACCUUUGACAACGUGAAGAAAUGGAUGCACGAGCUGCGACAGUUCGGCGAUUCUGACAUAGUUGUUGUCCUUGUCGGAAACAAAUCGGAUUUGAGUCGAUUUCGAGAAGUCACUGAGGAAGAAGGGAGAAGCCUAGCCGAGUCCCACGGCCUAUUUUUCAUGGAAACAUCUGCUCUGCAAAACUUGAACGUGGAGGAAGCUUUUUUACGAAUGAUCACUAAAAUCCAUGAGAUCACGAGUAAAAAAUAUUUAGAUUCCAAAACGAAAGAAAAUAUUACCAGUCUUAAAGGUGGUAAAGAAAUAAUUACUCUUGAUGAAGUUACUGCCACAAAACAGUCAAGUAAUUGUUGCUACUAGCUCUACAACUU